Molecule: messenger RNA, 1333 nt
Organism: Asparagus officinalis (garden asparagus)
Lineage: Eukaryota; Viridiplantae; Streptophyta; Magnoliopsida; Asparagales; Asparagaceae
Product: hypersensitive-induced response protein 1-like
Exons: 6
Coding region: 205-1062 (285 amino acids)
Source: RefSeq, a predicted model, not a curated record
UUUUUAUUGGAUCGCCGCUGCAGCUUUCGCCUCGAUAUAUAAUUUAUCCUCGCAUCUUCCUCGUUCCUACCUUACCGAGCUUUCCAUCUGAGUCAAACAUAAAAAAUCCCAAUUCCCUAUAAAAACCCAUCCCUUUCUCACAUCUCUCGCCUCAAUUCUCCCUCAAUUCUCAAUCCUCAAGACCUUUUUUUUGUCACAGGUGCAAUGGGGCAGGCAUUGUGUUGUUUGCAGGUUGACCAAUCAACUGUUGCAAUCAAAGAAACUUUUGGGAAGUUCGAUGAUGUUCUUGAGCCUGGAUGCCACUGCUUGCCAUGGAUUUUUGGCCAACAAGUAGCUGGAUAUCUGUCUUUACGUGUCCAACAACUUGAUGUCCGCUGUGAAACGAAGACAAAGGAUAAUGUGUUUGUUACUGUUGUUGCUUCCAUUCAAUAUCGGGCCCUUGCUGAGAAGGCGUCUGAUGCUUUCUACAGGCUUAGCAACACGAGGGAGCAGAUUCAGUCAUAUGUUUUUGAUGUUAUCAGGGCUAGCGUUCCAAAGCUGAACUUAGAUGACGUCUUUGAGCAAAAAAAUGAUAUUGCAAAAGCUGUGGAGAAUGAACUGGAGAAGGCUAUGUCGACAUAUGGAUAUGAGAUUGUCCAGACAUUGAUUGUUGAUAUUGAGCCUGAUGUGCAUGUUAAGAGGGCAAUGAAUGAGAUUAACGCAGCUGCUAGGAUGAGGGUGGCAGCAAACGAGAAGGCUGAAGCAGAGAAAAUACUGCAGAUCAAGCGAGCUGAAGGAGAUGCUGAAUCCAAGUACUUAGCAGGUAUGGGGAUAGCUCGUCAACGCCAGGCCAUUGUUGAUGGUUUAAGAGACAGCGUACUUGCAUUCUCGGAGAAUGUGCCGGGCACGACAUCAAAAGACGUCAUGGACAUGGUUUUGGUGACGCAAUACUUUGACACCAUGAAGGAGAUAGGAGCAUCGUCAAAGUCUUCUGCUGUUUUCAUCCCUCAUGGUCCUGGUGCUGUUAGAGACGUUGCUUCUCAGAUUAGGGAGGGUCUCCUGCAGGCUAACGCCACUAACUAACUAAACUGUGGAAAACAAAGUCAGGUUCUUUGGAGUGAAGAAGUUUUUAGCGAGCAUAGUUCUAUAUGGAUGGUUUGAUACUGGUUUGGUUCUCUUUUUAUUAUUUUCUUUAGGAGUUUGUGAAGAAUUUGGGCAACUAUUGGAUUUUGGUGUGUAUGGGUGAACCUCCUGCCUAUUAGUCAUUACCUACUGUAGAUAACAAAGAAAUUUGGUUUGCUACUGAAGAUUUAUGGUUUAUAUCUUCAAUUUCUACAGUGGUGUGUUUGUUUAA